Messenger RNA from Haemonchus placei, 528 nucleotides. The record is from the annotation of a GenBank genome assembly. NCBI's taxonomy places the organism in Eukaryota, Metazoa, Nematoda, Chromadorea, Rhabditida, Trichostrongylidae.
AUGGUUUCUCUUUUCCAGACUGUUCAAUUCGUGCAAGGUAUUUUUGUGGAAAAAUACGACCCUACCAUCGAAGACAGCUACAGGAAACAAGUGGAAGUUGACGGUCAGCAAUGUAUGUUGGAGAUUCUCGACACCGCAGGAACGGAGCAAUUCACUGCUAUGCGGGAUUUAUACAUGAAGAAUGGUCAGGGAUUCGUUCUGGUUUACUCUAUCACGGCACAAUCAACCUUCAACGACUUGAUGGAUCUUCGUGAUCAAAUUCUUCGAGUAAAAGACACUGAUGAGGUACCGAUGAUUUUGGUCGGUAACAAAUGCGAUCUCGAAGAUGAGCGUGUUGUCGGCAAGGAUCAGGGACAAAAUCUAGCGCGGCAAUUUGGCUCAGCUUUCCUGGAGACGUCAGCAAAAGCCAAGAUUAACGUUAGUGAGGUAUUUUACGAUUUGAUUCGACAAAUUAAUCGUCGUUAUCCCGAAAGUGGUAAACGACAAGGACAGGGAUCAAAGAAGUGCUGUAAGUGCACAUUGAUGUGA